Molecule: messenger RNA, 1509 nt
Organism: Neltuma alba
Lineage: Eukaryota; Viridiplantae; Streptophyta; Magnoliopsida; Fabales; Fabaceae
Product: beta-glucosidase 12-like
Exons: 12
Coding region: 1-1509 (502 amino acids)
Biological process (GO): carbohydrate metabolic process
Molecular function (GO): beta-glucosidase activity
Source: RefSeq, a predicted model, not a curated record
AUGAAAUCUGGGAUCAUUCUUCUGCUAGUUUUCUUCCUCUUUGUGGGGGUCGAUUCAAAAAAGACUUCUCUUAAACGUAGUGAUUUUCCUGAGGAUUUCUUAUUUGGAGCUGCUACUUCUGCUUACCAGGUAGAGGGCGCAGCAAAGGAAGGAGGUAGAACCCCUAGCAUAUGGGACACCUUCGUUCGACAGAAAAAUAAGAUAAGUAACUCUAGCACUGGAGAUGUUGCUGCCGAUUCAUACCACCAUUACAAGGAGGAUGUGGAAUUAAUGAAGGACAUAGGGUUUAACGCAUAUAGAUUCUCUGUCUCCUGGAACAGGAUACUACCUGGGGGAAACCUCAAGGGAGGAGUGAACAAAGAAGGCAUCGCAUAUUACAAUAAUCUUAUCAAUGAAAUUAAGGCAAAGGGUUUGGAACCCCUUGCAACUCUAUUCCAUUGGGAUCUUCCUCAAUCCCUUGAAGAUGAAUAUGGCGGAUUUCUGAGCUCCAACGUCGUGAAUGAUUUUAAGGACUAUGCAGAAGUGUGCUUCAAAGAGUUUGGGGACAGAGUGAAGAUGUGGGCAACUAUAAAUGAGCCACUCACCUAUAGCACACAAGGCUAUGAGCAUGGCCUGUUUGCCCCAGGAAGAUGCUCAAGCUGGCUCAAGAAAUGCACUGCAGGCAACUCAAGCACUGAACCCUACAUCGUCUCUCACAAUCUCAUUCUCGCUCACGCCGCCGCAGCCUCCCUCUACAAAAACAAGUACCAGAGUUCACAAAAAGGGAAGAUUGGCAUAGUACUGAACGCUGGAUGGCAAGUCCCAAUAUCUGAUUCUCAGAAAGACAAAGAUGCGGCAUCAAGGGCCAUCGAUUUCACCUAUGGCUGGUACUUGGAGCCUCUAAAGUCAGGAUCAUACCCGGAAGAAAUGGUGAAGAGAGUUGGGAAGAGAUUGCCAAAAUUCUCAGAGAAGGAAUCAAAAAUGGUGAAAGGUUCAUAUGACUUCCUAGGAGUGAACUAUUACAGCUCCAGUUAUGCUGCCGAUGCUCCUUGCUCCAACGUUAAUCACACUGCUUUCUCUGAUGCUUGUGUUUCUGUCACAAGCGAGAAAAAUGGAGUCCCCAUCGGUCCAGUGGCAGCUUCAAGUUGGCUAUACAUAUAUCCUGAAGGACUUCAUGAGCUUCUGGUUUAUACCAAGAAAAAGUUCAACAAUCCUGUGAUUUAUGUAACGGAAAAUGGAGUCGAUGAAGCUAACACCGGCAAGAUGGACCUGAAUGACAAACUAAGAAUAGAUUAUAUCAAGGGCCAUCUUGCUCAAGUCCAGAAAGCCAUCAAGGAUGGAGUGAACGUAAAGGGAUAUUUUGAAUGGGCAUUAUUAGACAACUUUGAAUGGGCGGAUGGAUACAGUGUUCGAUUUGGAAUGGUUUAUGUUGAUUUUGAGGAUAAAUCCCUUAAGAGGACCCCAAAGAAAUCUGCUCAUUGGUUCAAAAAAUUCCUCCAGAACCAUGAAGAAGGACGGGACAAACAAUAA